UCCGUCGCGGCGGGCAGGAUGAGCUGAGGGCAGCCCGAGCCGCCGCCGCAGCCCGGCACAGAUGGCCAGGUGGCUAAAGGACUACCUGAGUUUCGGGAGCAGGAGGCCCCCCCCGCAGCCCCCCAAGCCCGACUACAGCGAGAGCGACAUCCUCAAGGCCUAUCGCGCCCAGAAGAGCCUGGAUUUCGAGGACCCUUAUGAGGACAGCGGCAACGCGGAGCCCAGCCCCGGGGGGUCUCCCAGCAAGGGGGCCGGCGCCGAGGGGGGCAAGUUCCCCUCUCCCAAGCACAGGCUCAUCAAAGUGGAGUCCGCCGACCUGAGCAGGAGCAGGGCUCUGCUGGCCACGGCGGACGAGGAGCCCGCGGGCAAGGUGGACACCGAGUACUCAGACCCCUUUGAUGCCCAGCAGGAGCUGCGUGGGGAUGGGGAGGCCGAGGCGCUGCCCGAGAACAAUGGCUACGUGGAGCCCUAUGAUGCCCAGCGUGUACGGGUGAAGAAGUCCCGGAAGGGGCUGCAGCUGUACGACACCCCCUAUGAGGAGCGGGAGCGAGACGCCAAGGACAAGGGCCGUGAGAGCCGCCUGCCCCAGGACGACGAGCGGCCAGCAGACGAGUACGACCAGCCCUGGGAGUGGAAGAAGGACCACAUUUCCCGGGCCUUUGCAGUGCAAUUUGAGAGCCCCGACUGGGAGCCCAAGGAGCACCGGCACCCACCCCAGACCCUGGCAGGCAGUGCCAAGCCCAGCCGGUCGCAGAGCCCGGAGCGCAGCGCCCCCAUGGCUGAGCGUGUGGACCCCUCGCUCCCGCUGGAGAAGCAGACGUGGUACCACGGCUCCAUCAGCCGGGCGGACGCUGAGAACCUGCUCACGCUCUGCAAGGAAGGCAGCUACCUGGUGCGCAACAGUGAGACCAGCCACCGCGACUACUCCCUGUCCCUCAGGAGCAGCCAGGGCUUCAUGCACAUGAAGUUCACUCGGACACGGGAGAACCGCUUCGUGCUGGGGCAGAACAGCGCACCCUUCGCCAGUGUGCCCGAGCUCGUGCACCACUACACCACGCGGGAGCUGCCCGUCCGGGGUGCCGAGCACCUCUCGCUGCUGUACCCCAUCUCUGUGCAGAUGUUGUGACGCCGGUGCCGGACACUUGCUGCUCCCUGCAACUACUCGGCCUGUCCAAGGGGCUCCACCCCAGUCCUGCAGCUCCUGCCACCACGCAGCUCUACCCUGGUCAUGUCCCUCCCUCCCCAGCCCCCUGCUCCAGCCUGGGAGGGGACCCACUGCUGUGCCCCCUGGGAAGGGAUCUGCUUGAUCCUGGGAGAACUUUAUCCCACCAGAGCCUCCUCCUUCGUCCUGCACCAGGUGGGUCCAGUCCUGGGGUCUCAGGAGCUCUGGGUGUCCCUCCCAAACAGGCCCCAUGUCCUGUCCCAUGGUUCUGCCCCCCCAUCCUGGGAAGGCUUCAAGCACAAUGACACACAGAGCCUGGGGGACCCUAUAACUGCCCCCAGCCAGCCAGCCAGCCCCACCGCUGUGUGUGCACGGGUUUGCCUCCCAUCCCCACCCCACUGUGUGUCCUCUGUGCUGGUGCCCCCAUCAUCCCCACCCCACCGCUGCACCCUUCUUGCCCUGGCCAUUAAACACCAGCCAGCCCCGCACCCAUCUGUGACUCUGCCUCUGCCCACCUGAGCCUCCAGGGGCCUCGCCUGAGCCCAGCAGCAGGACAUGCCAGCUCCCACAGCCCACAUGGGCCCGGAGCCGGCACUGUUGCGCAGGUGAUUCCAGCACCCCAGCCCCUAUCAACUUAUUUGCGGGGGCAUCUGAAUUUGGCCCAGCACUGCCAGGCUCCCAGCCCCUGGAUUUGAACAGACGGCCUUGUGGGGAAGGACAUCACAGCUGAGAGCCAGGAGCUGCAAGAAGGUCCAGAGGGGAC
Messenger RNA from Gavialis gangeticus (Gharial), 1925 nucleotides. RefSeq names its product Src homology 2 domain containing transforming protein D (gene SHD). The record is from RefSeq and is a predicted model, not a curated record. The transcript is spliced from 7 exons. NCBI's taxonomy places the organism in Eukaryota, Metazoa, Chordata, Crocodylia, Gavialidae. Bases 62 to 1126 code for a protein of 354 amino acids. Gene Ontology annotation, molecular function: phosphotyrosine residue binding.